Messenger RNA from Lytechinus variegatus (green sea urchin), 5439 nucleotides. RefSeq names its product cyclin-dependent kinase 12-like. The coding region runs from base 918 to 4709 and encodes 1263 amino acids. Gene Ontology annotation, biological process: transcription elongation by RNA polymerase II; positive regulation of transcription elongation by RNA polymerase II; protein phosphorylation. NCBI's taxonomy places the organism in Eukaryota, Metazoa, Echinodermata, Echinoidea, Temnopleuroida, Toxopneustidae. Gene Ontology annotation, molecular function: ATP binding; cyclin binding; RNA polymerase II CTD heptapeptide repeat kinase activity. Gene Ontology annotation, cellular component: nucleus; cyclin/CDK positive transcription elongation factor complex. The record is from RefSeq and is a predicted model, not a curated record. The transcript is spliced from 8 exons.
GUGACGUAGCGAUAUCGUUCUUCCAACGACAAAUCAAAGAUGUCUGAAAUCUGAGGAAACGAUUGAAAAAAGUACUACACAAUAUCCGUGCAAAUCUUCCGUAGGCUCAAGAAUAUCACGAUAUACUAAUUAAUUUCUGAACGUUCUGAAAUUCAUGCUACAACUGACAUCAAUAUUUAUCUACCAAAGUGUUAAGGUCGACAGUAUUUUUUACCAACAAACGGCACGGAAAAUUGACUGCAUUUGCCAAAAGGUACACGCAGUACGUACGCAGUAUAAACGAACACUACACCGUACAUACUGUGCAUGUACUGUGAAUAAUGGCUACUCGUCUAGACGGAUUUUGAAUUGUGCUUCUACAAUGUAUGACUGAAACAACCAUGAAUUUUGUGCUUGGACUCGGAGCCUCUUACAUGUACGCCAUGUGAAUUGAAGUUCUUGGACAGUUGACUAAUUCAUAUUCGUCUCCUCAUUCGACAUCGGUGCUUGUUUGGACAUUUUGGUUACAAUUUCAACUGGCUGUUGGCUACGGUACGGUACUUGUCGACAAGGGAAGAGACGGAGUAGACACGCCACGCAUGCAGCGCAGUGCUUGUUGAGUGGCGACCAUACGGAGCGGUUUUGCCUGGGCCUCUGAGCCCGGCGCGUUUCCGUGACGUGAUGGUGUACCGUUCGACAAAGCCCGCUGUCGUGAUCUGACUAGUGCUGGCCAGCUUUACCGUCAACGAACACAUGACGAACAAAUCGAACGCAAUUGAUGGACUGUGUGUAGACUACGUGUGAUUUCUUCCUGAGUGCUUCACUUUCAGAUUUGAAUGAAACUCAUGCUUUUCAAAUAUUUUUUUGUGUGAACACAGGAUUACAUGUGAGUGACUGACUGAAAGGUGAAAGACGUGUGCCAACACAUAAAAUACAAUAUGCCAAGCAGUCAUAAGAAUCGGGGUGGAAGCCCCAGUUAUUAUCAUGAACACAGAGAUAGCCCUAGCAAGAGGAAACAUAGCAAGUCCUCAAAGUCUGGACGACACAAAAGUAAACGCUCGCGGGACAAGGUCAAGGAACAAGUUGUUAAACCUUUGGUAGAGUAUGACGAUAUUAGUAGUGAGGACUAUUCUUUAAGCCCCGUACCUUCUCCGCCACCGCAGAAGAGUAGACCGUCCCCUGACCCUCCGAAGAAACGGAGACAUGUGUCCCCAGCAACGGCGAUUAAAAAUUAUGCGACUCAACAAGGGAGGGAUUCUCCGCAUUCUUCAAACUCUAGGAGUUCUUCCUCAAGAAGGCCGCCCUCCCCUGAACCUUACCCUGUGUCGCAAAAGAGUUACUCAUCUUCCAGACAUGGAAGAUCCAAUGAAGCCUCUAGGCCAAGGGCUUAUCAAAGCUCUCCCCCUCCUCCAACCAGAUACCACAGUCCACCACCCAGGUACUCGGCAUCUCCUAAGCGAUCUAAACAAUCAAAGAGUAAGCAAAAGUAUAGGAAAUCGCCUAUGAGAAGCAGGAAGAACAGAAGUCCAAGUCCGGACUAUUACCAGAUGUCCAGGCAAAGCAACAAGUCAAGAAGUAGAAGUCCCUCCUACAGCAAAUCUAAAACUAAAAGCAGGAAGAGGCAUCAGAAGGUAUCCCGGUCUCCCAGUGGCAGUCCUUACCGAAGACCUAAACACACUCCGUCCAGAUCCCCUUCACCUCCGCCUUAUCGUAGCAAGAAACGGGCACGGAGCCCUUCACUUGAUUUUCCUGCUACCAAGUAUCAUUCUUCCAUUGGAGGAGAAGUCCUCAAAUACAGGAAGAAAAAUAUUCAGGCUGUGAAGACCAAGGAAGUUAAACAGGAGAAGGAACCUUCUCCAGAACCAAUGCCAGAACCUGUCAAGGUCAAAAUGCCAAAGCCAGAAAGCCCAAUGAUUUUUACAAUUAAAAAUGACCUGAAGGAGAAGGAAACUGCCUCACCUCAGCGGACAGUUGUGGAAUUGCCAGAUAGAGGCCUUGUUAUAAAGAAAGAAAUAAAACCAGUUGUGCCGUCUCCUGUCCCAGCACCUGAACCUGAACCAAAAAGAUCCUCUCCUCCCCCAAGGCAAGCUCCAGCAAAACCACCUUUGCCCCUCCCGCCUACGAUAGAUGCAGUGGACAGUCCUAUGAGAGUGGUGAAAGAUAAAGGUGAUGUUGCAGAGCGGAUGCGAAAUCUAUCCAGGGAUCGAGCAAGAUCAAGGACAUCAAUAUCAGAUCUUCCACUCCCUCCGAUGGCUCCAACUCCUGAAGAAUCGCCAGUGGACACUCCAUCACCUCAGACGCAGCCACGGUCAAAGACUAAGGAGAAGGAGGCGAAAGAAUCUAAGGUUGACCUUGGGAAGCGGGAGAUGAUCAGACAGCGGAGGGCAAAGUUAGCUGGAAGCUCCUUGGAUUGGGGAGAGAGGUGUGUUGAUGUCUUCGAGAUCAUCAACCAGAUUGGAGAAGGAACCUAUGGCCAAGUGUAUAAGGCUCGGGACAAAGAUACAGGUGAACUGGUAGCUUUGAAAAAGGUGAGGACAGACAAUGAGAAAGAGGGCUUUCCAAUCACAGCCGUCAGAGAGAUUAAGAUCCUAAGGCAGUUGAACCAUGACAGUGUAGUCAGGCUCCAUGAGAUUGUCACGGAUAAACAGGAUGCACUUGACUUUAAAAAGGACAAAGGAGCCUUCUAUCUGGUAUUUGAGUACAUGGACCAUGAUCUGAUGGGACUACUAGAAUCAGGACUUGUGAACUUCAGCGAGGAACAUGUCCGUAGCUUCAUGAAGCAACUUCUUGAUGGCCUGAACUACUGUCACAAGAGGAACUUCCUGCACAGAGAUAUUAAAUGUUCUAAUAUCUUACUGAAUAACAAGGGCCAUAUCAAGCUGGCUGACUUUGGUUUAGCAAGAUUGUACCAUGCUGAUGACAAGACCAGGCCUUACACCAACAAAGUCAUCACCCUCUGGUACCGGCCACCAGAACUCCUGCUCGGAGAAGAGCGUUAUGGUCCAGCAGUAGACGUCUGGAGCUGCGGCUGUAUCCUGGGGGAGCUCUUCACACAAAGACCCAUUUUCCAGGCCAACCAGGAGUUGGCCCAGCUGGAGCUGAUCAGCAGGAUCUGUGGCACACCUACCCCAGCAGUCUGGCCGGAAGUCAUUCGCUUACCCCUCUUCAACACCAUGAAGCCCAAGAAGAUGUAUAACCGUAGGCUCAGAGAAGAAUUCUCCUUGUUACCCAAAGAUGCCCUUGAUCUAUUAGAUGGAAUGUUGACCCUUGACCCUGAUAAGAGAACCACUGCUGAAGAUGCGCUGAACUGUAUCUGGCUGCAGGCUAUCAACCCAGGAAAACUGACCCAGCCAGACUUGCCACAUUGGCAGGAUUGCCAUGAACUGUGGAGUAAGCGCAGACGGCGACAGGAAAGGCAGCAACAGCAGCAGGCAGCUGCUCAGAAUCGAGCAGGCAAUGGGACAGAGCAAAGCCACUCUAAAUCCAGUCGCAAAGAGCCCCUGCCUCCUGCAGUAACCGAGGAAGAAGCUACUCAUAUACCUGGACUAGGGUCAGAAGAGUCGGGUAGCUCAAAGAGAGGAAGCAGAGCCCCAAGUCGGUCCAACACACCCCAAGCCUGCAAAGAGAGUAAGGAUCCUUCGGGAGAUGGAGGGAAAGGGUCAGGAGAAAAGAAGCUUGCCAAGUUGAUAAACCUGCUUCAGGCUCAGCCCCAGCUGGAUGUCAACAAACUCGCAGAAACCCUCAAUGUGCAAGUUGAUGCCUCCACAAUCAAGCUCUUGGAGAACCUGAACAUGCAGCUUUUAAUUGCAGCACAUGCAACCAAACAAAAGUCCAAAGAAGAUGAGGCGAAGCCAGCACCGUUGCCUAAUAAAGAAGUCACUACAGAUUUGCUUGUCAAGGCCUUGGAAGGGUCCAAAGGAUCAGGUGGUGCCCUGGAGCAGGUGUUUGGGACUUCAUCAUCGGAGCAGAAAAAGCAUGCUAAGGAAAUUGCAACCUCUCUUGCCCAAUAUGUCUCUGCCCUGUUUGGUAAACCAGUCAAUCCUUCAAAAGGGGCAUCUGACCCAGCCCCCUCUAGUGUCACGAGUCAGGGUAAAGGUUAUGGAAAUGCCCAACAAAGCACAUCAAUCAUCACUCCACCCUCGGACUCCCGUAGCUCUUUUGCGGACAAUUAUGGCAAUUCUCAGGGAGGAGAAUCUUCCAGUAUGUCAUAUUCAAGGGAAAACUCCAGACCAGAUUUUGGUGUGUCGGAUGACUCGCAACAGAGCUGGAAACCCCCAACUCCUCUGGGGCCACCACCAGAGUCACCAGAAGCGGAAGAGCAGGAGCAGCAACAUGCAGAAGAUACCAAUUUGGUGACUCCCGGUGUAAAGGCUGCCUUGAUGCAGAUGAUUGCUCAGCAGGGUUUAUCUGAGCUGGGUAUCGAUCAGCAGCCUCUGGACCCUAACUUGCCCCCACCGCCAGAACCGGCCCUUCCACCCCCAGACAGUGCACCUCAGGAUCCCUUCCUACCUCACUCAAAACCCAUCUUUCCCAGUGGACAGUACUGCAAAGAUGACCCAUCCAAGGCAUCAGGAAGUGGAGACAGAGGGAACUUGUUCCCUGCAGGGAAGAACAAGGGUAAAACUUGGGGUCCUCUUCCUUUCAAUCGAGGGGGUGGUAGAGGAGGGUUCAAGGGAUCACAUCGAGGUAAUAAGAAGGGUCCAGUAGGGCCAGGGACAGGAUGGUCAUGAUGAUUGUGAAAACAAGAGUUACUUUUAUUUUUACAGUCUUCUUGUAGACAGCGAGAAUAUAUCAUGAUUUAGGUAUGAUAACUGUCUUAUUUAGAUGUUCCCUUGAUCUCUCGUUUUGUACUAGAAGGAUCAGCUGAUGAAAAUUUUUUUAAAGUGUGACAUGACAUAUUUAUCAAAAGUGGAUUUGUGCUUUCCUAUGUUAUAAAUAUAUCUCAAAAUCACCCAAUGUAACUGAUUAUUUGCUACAUGUGUCAUAAGUUCUCAUGUUUUGCACUACAAGAUUUAAACAAACUAAAUUACAUGUAGCAGAAGCCCUCAACAGAAAAGAAAGUAGGAUUGUAUCAAGUUAAGUGAGCUUGACCUAAUGAAACAUGCGUAGUUGCCAAUUGUAUGUUAUAGAGUAUCGUAAACAAAGUUUUUUCAGAGAAAUUAUUCCUUCUAUCAAGUUUUAGAUAUAUGGCAAGACCACAUGUUUUUAAUUCCAGCUCCAUUGGAUUUGCCUUUUUAUAAAAUUGGCUAUCGAAAAUAAAAUGGGCAGUACAGUGACCAUUGUUUGAGAUUAUUUGACGAUUAUUCAUUUGGAAUGAUAAGUCUCCCAUAUUUCUGCUGGCCAUAAUCAGUAUUGUCCAGCCUUAGUAAAGAGGAAAUGAUUGCAAUAUUCUUGAUGGGGAAUAAUGAAAAUAUAACGGGAUAAAUCAGAGAUGAUCUUGUUAUUUCUUUCUACCCAAAA